This is a messenger RNA of Bombus huntii, 1355 nucleotides long. Its product is annotated as allatotropin-like. Lineage: Eukaryota; Metazoa; Arthropoda; Insecta; Hymenoptera; Apidae. The record is from RefSeq and is a predicted model, not a curated record. The coding region runs from base 510 to 971 and encodes 153 amino acids. The transcript is spliced from 3 exons.
AUAUAUGGGCGGCUAGGACGUCAUUGACGCCGUCAGCGGUGACUGCAACGGCGAUGCUGACGGCCUGCUACAAAAGAGACUGCGAUAAACUCCGGGCGCAGUCUUUCUUGCUUAUACGUGCGGUUACAACAUGGUCUAUUUAUACUUAAAAUUUAAGUUGCAAUUUCUUAAGAUUUCAGAUAUCGUAUUGAUGCAAAAAUGUGCAGCAAAAGUGUUUAUUAUAUUCUUAUUAUCAUUAGAAACAAUAUUAUAUAUUUACACUACACUUUUUAUGCUUCAAAUUUAAGUUGCAAUUUUUGAAAACUUUAUAUUAUAUCGUGCUGAUAUAAAAAUACGCGGCAAAAGUGUUUAUUACGUUUUUGUUAUGAUUAAAAAUAAUAUUUUAUAUUUAUACCACACCUUUUAUUAAUCAUUAAUUUGUAUAUCCAUAUUUUUUAUCUCAAUGUACAUUAUUUUUAAAUAUUUAUUAUUUAGUAGAUUUCCAUUUCGCUUACAAAAUAUAUAUAUAUAUGUACAUAGAUAUUUCAAAUUAUACUAUGUAUUAUACAUUUAAUAUAAGAAAGCAAGAAAUGAAGUAUAAAACCAUGCGAGCAAGUGUCAUUAUUGUAUUGGCUUUCGCCACUGGGAUUGUUGUAGCCACAUCUAGAAAUCAUAAUUAUUCGCAUUUCGUAAAACAUCAUGCAAGACCACGAGUAAUUCGAGGCUUUAAACCUGAAUAUAUGUCUACGGCAUAUGGUUUCGGGAAAAGGCAAAGUACUAUCGAUGUUCCAAAACUCAAUAAACAGGAACGAAUUUUAUCAACACUUUUACGCUAUUUUCCACAAGGAAUUCCCGUAGAUUGGUUACUUCAACAAUUGAAAACGAAUCCAACUUUUGCUACGAAAUUAACACAAGCGUUAAUGGAUGAACGUACUGAUUUUACGUCAAUGAUAGAUCGCUCUAAUCCAGAAAGAAUAACUUGGCUAUAUUAAAUCUUUUAUGUAUGAUCAAAUGAUGUACACAAUUCCUAGCUAUACCUUCUAGUUUAACAAAUCUGCGAUAUUUAAAAAACUCUUUUGUUGUUAUUAACACAUUAGUUUCCUAAAAUAAUGCAUAUAAUAAAAGUAAUUAUUACUAAAUAAUGUAUCUUUAAUAUAUGUACUAUACUAUUUUUAAAUAUCAAUAUACGAUAUUCUCUUCUGAAGAAUUUAAUAGAUGUAAUUUAUAAACUAAAAUGUGAUUGAUUAAGUUUUGACAACCUAUUAUUUUAUACGUUAAUAAGCGAUGGAAUUCUUUAAAGUAAAUAGAAUUUCAAGCUUAUACUGUUAGAGAAAUAUGCAAUUUUUAGCCAUUAAAAACAUCGAAAAGGUAGAUUG